GGUAACGCGCGUCAGGGCGGCGGGCGCAGGCCGCAGGCGGCGCGGGGAGCCCCGUCCCUCAGCGCGGCCGUUACCCCUCAGCGCGGCCGCCAUUGGCUGCCGCCGGGGGGGGAGCAUGGCCGCGGGGCGCCGCGGGGAGGCGCGGAGCGGAGCCGGGCUGCCGCGCCCGCGUAGGCCGGCCCCGCGCUGCCCUACCCGGCUCGGCCCGGCCCCGCCGCGGCGCGGAGCCGGAAGCCGCGCCGAUGAGCUGGGUGCGGCGUUGGGCUGCGCGAUCGGCGGGGGGUGGCGGCAGCCUCGCGCUGUGGCCAGUGACCCCGGCCGGCCGAGGAUGAUCACGAACACGAGGGGCUUCUUGUGGUCGGACCUGGAGACGCGGGCGCUGCUGGAGAUCUGGGGCGAGGCGGACGUGCAGUCGGCGCUGGACGGCAACUUUCGGAACAGCCAUGUGUACCGGGACGUGGCGUGCCGCCUGGCCGAGCUGGGCUUCGAGCGCACCCCGGAGCAAUGCCGCAUCCGCAUCAAGGGCCUCAAGCGGCAGUACUACCAGGCCCGGGACGGGCUGAAGAAGAACGGGCACGCCCGCAAGAUCUGCAAGUACUACGACGAGAUGGACCGAAUCCUCAGCUGCCGGGGGGGGCCCGACGGAGCCCCCGAGCCGCCGCCCCCGCUGCCCGACGGUCCGCAGCCCCUCGGAGGGCCGCCCAGCCCGGGCGCGCUGCACAACGGCCGCGAGAACGACCCCGAGGCGGACGAGGACGCCGGGCUCGAAUCCCCCCGCGACAACUUCGCCGAGGACUCCGGGGAGUGCUCCUCGUACGCCGAGCGCCCCAUCAAGGUGGAGUGCCCCCCCUUCGCCAUCCCGGUGCCGCCCGGAGACGGCUUUAAAGAAAUGAGCGCUCCGACAGUUACCCCGCCUCUCACUCAGCCCAAAAGAUCAAAAAAGCGCCAUGCGAAUUUAACGCUGGAUAAAAUGAUGGAGAAAUUCCUGCAGCAGAGCGUGGAUACGGAAGAAAAAUUUUAUAGAUACGAAGAGCAGAGGCUCAAAAUCGAGGACAAACGUCGUGAAGCUGAGCACGCUCGAGAGCUCCAGAUGCUGCAGAUGUUGGGACAGAUGUUGUCAGGAAUUUCUUCUACGGUAUCACAAAGGGCACAGUCUAUACCAACGAGUCCACCUCAGAGAGCAAACCAUCGUUCAUAUGGGGAUAACUUUAAUUAUAAUGCUAUGACAGCAGCACUUUCUCCACCGAUAGUUAUAGAGAGAUCUUUUUCACUGCACCGAAAUCACACUCUAAAGGAUAUGGAGAAUAUUUUUCAACUGGUGCGCAAUGUUAUCCCUCCUCUAACCGGGAAAAGGCAUAAAGGUCAAGAUGGACGUAUAGGCAUUGUUGGAGGAUGUCGAGAAUACACAGGAGCACCAUAUUUUGCUGCAAUUACAGCUCUCAAAGUGGGUGCAGAUUUAUCCCAUGUGUUUUGUACCAAAGAUGCAGCAACAGUAAUCAAAUCAUAUAGUCCCGAGCUGAUUGUUCAUCCAGUUCUUGAUAGUCCCAAUGCUGUCCAUGAGGUGGAUAAGUGGUUACCACGACUGCACUCAGUUGUCAUAGGACCUGGCUUAGGCAGAGACGAAGCUCUACUUGAGAAUGCUAAGGCUAUUAUAGAAAAAUCAAAACUGAAAGGAAUUCCUAUCAUUAUCGAUGCCGAUGGACUGUGGCUUAUUUCCCAGCAGCCUUCUCUUAUUCAAGGGUACCAGCGAGCUAUUCUUACUCCAAACUAUAUGGAGUUUAGCAGACUAUAUGAGGCCAUGCUUAGAGACCCCGUAGACAGUAGUGAUCAUCAUGGAUGUGUUUUAAGACUCAGCCAAGCCCUGGGGAAUUUGACAGUUGUUCAAAAGGGAGAACGAGAUCUUAUUUCAGAUGGAGAGAAAGUGCUUGUAUGCAGUCACGAAGGAAGCAGCCGGAGAUGUGGGGGACAAGGAGACCUCCUUUCUGGUUCCCUUGGAGUCUUAGCGCACUGGGCAUUUCUGGCUGGAGCAGAAAAAACAAACGGUCAAAAUCCCUUCCUCGUGGCUGCGUUUGGAGCGUGCUCUCUGACGAGGCAGUGCAACAACCAGGCCUUCCAAAAACUGGGACGUUCAAUGACCGCCUCUGACAUGGUUUCAGAAGUCGGAACAGCUUUUAGCAAACUUUUUGAAACCUGAAGUCAAAGCAGCAGAGGAGGAAGACCGACGACUGCGAGAGUCAUUGCAUUUACAGUAGAAUUUAAGUAAUGCACCCUUCAAGUGCUGUAGCAGCAGCGGUAUGCUAGGUAGAUGUUUUUUUUUAUUUUUAAGAAUAGAAAAAUAUGAUUAAUGUAGAUAUUUUUUAAGAGUUUGGAAUACAGAAAUGUUUUGGCUGAAAUAAGCUGUAGUUGCAGAUCUGUUAUAAUAUAAUAAAACUAAGCUGAAAGUAUUCCUCUGUUCUUUUUGAUAGUUAUUGAGCAAUAACUGAAAUAUGAACAGCAAAACAAUGCACUUGAGACUUAGGUAAGAAUAAAAUUCUUCCACCAGCUCAACCGAAUCUCCUAGAUUGCACCACGGUUGUCCUGAGCUCAUCCUUAGCCCCUCUGUCUAGAAUCUAACGAUUGCACUUCAUGUUUUGCCAUGUAGUAUAGUCACUUUAAGAAGCAGAAAGUCAGCCUCCUUGGAAAGGGAAUGCAUGAGCGUUGCUUUAGAUGUUGAAUGUAACUAGUUGCCUUUUCCAUUCCCAGUCCCAGAGGCAGCAUUCAUUUUGACCGGACAUCCUUCCUGCAAGGUCUCGGCUUCGGGAAGAUUCCCCCAUUGCACAAUAAGGAUAUACUGUAGGUAUAUUAGUAUGAAACAGCAUUUAUGCUUACCUGAGAGAAGAACUUUUUUGUAGUCCUUUAGCUGGUCUCAGUCAUCCGGAACUGGGCACGACGAAUUGUGUCACGUUCUCCUUCAGAGAGGUGCUGGGCAGGGUAGGAACGCCGUGCCACCGAACCGACCUGCUCGGGCUCUUGGGUGUAAUGGCAAAGUGUUUCAGAACUCAAAUAGCUGCUGAACUGCAGCUCUGAGAACACGAGCACACGUAUACGUAGGUCAGUACAGGAAUAUGAACUGGAGGAACUAACAGCAGACAGCAGCACCUAUCCGCACAGUCAGAGCUAAGGCAGGCAGCUGUGCUCUGUGAGCCACAGGAAGGAACAGAAGAAUGGUGGCAGGUGCCAAAGCUCAGUGUGGGGCGGCUGUGCAGGGAGAUGACCAAGACAGGUCUGCCUACUGGUUAUGGACAUACUUGGCUGGCUCAGUGGCAGAACAGCUCCUCUCUGACAUAGGGUUUGAAUGCUGGGUACUCCUGUGUGGAGCCAAGAAUUGGACUUGAUGAUCCCUGUGGGUUCCUUCCGAUUCGAGGUACUCAGUGUUGGAUAUAAAGGGGAAGCUGAAUGGGAUGCUGCAUAACAACCAUCUCUUGUAUUUUUGGAAAUUCAAUCACAGCUUGCGAGGAUUGACCCAAUGUGGAGAGAGGAGCGAGUUCACUCAGAGCACUCGGGGAGCUGGCAGCAAGUGGUGCUGCCGCUGAACCUACACUGUAGCUCCAGCUGUACACACUCAUUAAAGCGCAGGAACAAGCACACGAUGGUGUGCCUUGUUGUUAGAACAGGUGUUAAAUAUCCAUUGCAACCACUGUUUCCCAGCUCCAGAGCGGGGCACAGUGACACACACGCGAGGCAGAUCGCAUCCUCGUACCUUGCAAUAGCCUCCCACAGAAAGCAGCUGGCUUCAGGCUGCUCUGCCUAUCGCCCCUCUGGCCCUUAGCAUUACUACUUCUGUAUGCACUGUGACUACUACCUCACCCCAACGCGUUUGGUUUUUCUUUUUAACCCAGUUAGCUAUUUUGUACAAUGGGUUUUUAAAUGUUUGCUCAUUCUGGUCUAUGAGGGUUCACAGACUUCUUAAAUUAGAGCCUGUCUACUCCUAAGAGAUGCAUUUCUGGUGUUUAAGCAGAUUUCUACCCUCCCGGCAUGCUGGGGGGAACCGACGUACCGUGAUUGUCCCCCCUUCAUUCGAGAAGCCCAACUCCUUUCAAAACAAACGAUCAGAAAGUGAACUGAUUUAAAACAGCUACUGGAUUUCCUGCAAAACACUGAGAAAAAGGUUUUGUACGUAGAACAUCAGUGGCAGUGUAUCAAAACGGCAUUAUGGCAAAAUGGCAUUUGUAGGCCAAGCCAAUGGACGUCCAUCAGCACAGACCUCAACCUGCCACGUUGCUUUUAAGUCCACACAAGAGUUGUAACUUUGUUAUUCACCGAUGUACUCAAAUAAUUGUUACAAUUUUUGAACAUUCUGGAAAUGUAGCAAUUCCUUUCAGUAGGAAAUAAAAACAUAGCAACUUAA
Gallus gallus (chicken) is the source of this 4387-nucleotide messenger RNA. RefSeq names its product NAD(P)HX dehydratase (gene NAXD). Gene Ontology annotation, molecular function: ATP-dependent NAD(P)H-hydrate dehydratase activity. Gene Ontology annotation, biological process: metabolite repair. The record is from RefSeq and is a predicted model, not a curated record. Lineage: Eukaryota; Metazoa; Chordata; Aves; Galliformes; Phasianidae. The coding region runs from base 116 to 2194 and encodes 692 amino acids. The transcript has 12 exons.